GGGGAGAAGGGGAUUAACCCUGGCACUGCUGCCAGGCGGCGGCUCCGGGCGCCAGCAGCAGCGGGAUGAAGGCGUUAACUCGGGCGCGGAGCGAUCGCUUUCUCUCCCCCUCCCCCCUCUUAUUGCUCGCUCGCUUUCUUUGCCAUAAUUAGCCCACUUUAACACCAAAAAAGAAGGAGGAGGAGGAGGGCUUCUCCGAGCGAUGCCGGCAGCGCUUUUUCCUUUCUCUCUCCCGGGAAGAAUCAUCCCGAAGCUGCUCUGAGCACAAAGCAGGCCCAUUCCCAAGCUUCCCGCAAGAUCCUGCCAAAGGGGGAUCCCGGGAGCUGCUGCAGCAGCUGUGGCUGGACCACGCACCGCCCCCCAGCCCGCUGCCAGCGCUGGGUGGGAUGUAGCUGCAGCCGCUGCAGCCGAUGGGCAUCGCCGGUCCGAAGGGCUGGCAGGUGCCAGGCUGGAGGAGGAGGGCUGCCUGCUCAGCAGUUUCCGCGGUCCAGAGGGUGAUGGAAGCGAGGCUCGCAGCAUGUCCGCAUUGAUCUGAAACCCAGGCAGCAGCAGCCAGCUGCAGCGAGCCGGAGCGAGGGCUGCGGGGAGCUCACCAUGAAGGAGCAGCUCUCUGCCUCCACCAGCGCCUGACUGGAUGGAUGCUUUUGUCUGAGCAGCCAGGGGACGACCAGCCGAGACCUCGCUCUUCCCAGCGCUUCGGCAACUUUGAGGUUUGGGGGGGGGGGGGAGGGGGGAGAGAGAGGGGAGCUGCUCUCCUCCCGAGCAUCGCAGCUCCAAACCCCCCUCGGCUACUUCUGGGAGUUGGAGGUCCGAGGGGGAGGUUUCCCCCGGGGGACGUUUGGGGCGGCUGCGAGGGGGCUGCCACCUGGACGGCUGAACCUAACGGGGGAGGGAAGGGCACGAUGCAAGUGUCCAUCGCCUGCACGGAGCACAACUUGAAGAGUCGAAAUGGUGACGACAGGCUCAUCAGCAAGCAGAACAGCACGACCCCCAACGUAGUGAACGCAGCCCGGGCCAAAUUCCGGACGGUGGCGAUUAUCGCUCGCAGCCUGGGGACCUUCACCCCUCAGCAUCACAUCUCGCUCAAAGAAUCCACCGCAAAGCAAACGGGCAUGAAAUAUAGGAACCUUGGAAAAUCUGGGCUGAGAGUCUCGUGCCUGGGGCUGGGUACAUGGGUGACUUUUGGAGGUCAGAUCUCAGAUGAGGUGGCAGAGCAGCUGAUGACCAUCGCCUAUGAGAGCGGCGUCAACCUCUUCGACACGGCCGAGGUCUACGCGGCUGGCAAGGCUGAGGUCAUCUUGGGGAACAUCCUGAAGAAGAAGGGCUGGAGGAGGUCCAGUCUGGUCAUAACCACAAAGCUCUACUGGGGUGGAAAAGCUGAGACAGAAAGAGGCCUCUCCAGAAAACACAUCAUUGAAGGGCUGAAGGCUUCUCUCCAGAGGCUGCAGCUGGAGUAUGUGGAUGUGGUCUUCGCCAACCGCCCGGACAACAACACCCCCAUGGAAGAGAUCGUCCGGGCCAUGACACAUGUCAUCAACCAGGGCAUGGCCAUGUACUGGGGCACGUCGCGCUGGAGCGCCAUGGAGAUCAUGGAAGCCUACUCGGUGGCCAGGCAGUUCAACAUGAUCCCCCCGGUGUGCGAGCAAGCCGAGUACCAUCUCUUCCAGAGGGAGAAGGUGGAGGUGCAGCUGCCUGAGUUAUACCAUAAAAUAGGAGUGGGAGCCAUGACCUGGUCUCCACUAGCCUGUGGGAUCAUCUCAGGGAAAUAUGGCAAUGGGGUCCCAGAGAGCUCAAGGGCUGCCCUGAAGUGCUACCAGUGGCUGAAGGAGAAGAUCAUCAGCGAGGAGGGCAGGAAGCAGCAGGGCAAGCUGAAGGACCUGUCGCCCAUCGCCGAGCGCCUGGGCUGCACGCUGCCGCAGCUGGCCGUCGCAUGGUGCCUGAGAAACGAAGGGGUCAGCUCUGUGCUCUUAGGAUCUUCCAACCCAGAGCAGCUGAUAGAGAACCUCGGAGCCAUACAGGUCCUCCCAAAGAUGACCUCCCACAUUGUAAACGAGAUAGACAACAUCCUGGGGAACAAGCCCUACAGCAAGAAGGACUACAGGUCCUAACGUGCUGCAUGAGCUCCUCGGCCUGCAUGGUCUCCAAAGUGCUCUGGACACCAGUACAGCCCUGACUUAACUCUUGAGAAUCCUUCAGCAGCUUGGUGUCUUCUCCUGGCACUGGAUCCUUCCAGCUGCCUGCUCUUGCUCCUAACCUGCAGUGACAUUUCAAAGCACACUCACUCUCUCUCUCCUUCUCUUUCCCUUGCCCUUUCUCUUUAUCUUUCUUUCUCCUUCUCUCUUUAGCUCCCUUUGGCCCUCUCCCCCUCUCCUUGCUCCCUUUGGCCCUCUCCCCCUCUCCUUGCUCCCUUUGGCCCUCUCCCCCUCUCCUUGCUCCCUUUGGCCCUCUCCCCCUCUCCUUGCUCCCUUUGGCCCUCUCCCCCUCUCCUUGCUCCCUUUGGCCCUCUCCCCCUCUCCUUGCUCCCUUUGGCCCUCUCCCCCUCUCCUUGCUCCCUUUGGCCCUCUCCCCCUCUCCUUGCUCCCUUUGGCCCUCUCCCUUCCUCUCCUCUAACCAAGGGCAAGAUUGGGAUUUUCUCAC
This is a messenger RNA of Pogoniulus pusillus (Red-fronted tinkerbird), 2637 nucleotides long. RefSeq names its product voltage-gated potassium channel subunit beta-1. Bases 639 to 2108 code for a protein of 489 amino acids. The record is from RefSeq and is a predicted model, not a curated record. Gene Ontology annotation, molecular function: voltage-gated potassium channel activity; transmembrane transporter binding; potassium channel regulator activity. Gene Ontology annotation, biological process: negative regulation of delayed rectifier potassium channel activity; potassium ion transport; transmembrane transport. Gene Ontology annotation, cellular component: extrinsic component of cytoplasmic side of plasma membrane; voltage-gated potassium channel complex; cytoplasm. The transcript is spliced from 14 exons. NCBI's taxonomy places the organism in Eukaryota, Metazoa, Chordata, Aves, Piciformes, Lybiidae.